This is a messenger RNA of Lotus japonicus, 3268 nucleotides long. RefSeq names its product protein ADP-ribosyltransferase PARP3. The transcript is spliced from 18 exons. Lineage: Eukaryota; Viridiplantae; Streptophyta; Magnoliopsida; Fabales; Fabaceae. Bases 130 to 2544 code for a protein of 804 amino acids. Gene Ontology annotation, molecular function: NAD+ poly-ADP-ribosyltransferase activity; zinc ion binding. The record is from RefSeq and is a predicted model, not a curated record.
GAAUCAUAGGUUAUUUAGUGCAGACCAUAUCCAAGUCUAAACACUCUAAACUACAUGCUUGGUUUUGGCUUGUUCUGGUUGGUUGUGUAGAAAAACUUACAAAGCUCUUUCAUUCAGUAAAGCACCAAGAUGAAGGUUGAGACUAGGUCGCAUGUUCAUGAGACAAGGAAGCAGAAGGCAGAGUCCAAGUCACAUGAUGCAGAACACUCUCCUAAGAAGGCCAAGUUGGAAACUGAGGAUGGUCAAACCAAUGGAAAAUCUGCAACUGAUGUUUUAGAAGAAUAUGAUGAGUUCUGUAAAGCCACAAAGGAGCACCUCACUUCAGAGCAAAUGAAGGAGAUUUUGGAGGCUAAUGGACUUGAUUCCUCUGGCUCUAAUAUAGAAAUUACACGAAGAUGCCAAGACUUGAUGUUUUUUGGUGCAUUGGAGAAAUGCUCUGUUUGCAAUGGCAAUUUGGAGUUUGAUGGCAGGCGUUAUGCUUGCAAAGGGUUCUAUAGUGAGUGGUGUAGUUGCACUUUCAGCACCAGGGACCCUCCAAGGAAAGAGGAACCCAUUAAGCUACCAGAUUCUGUCCAGAACUCUUUGGUUUCAGAUUUGCUGAAGAAAUAUCAGGAUCCGAGUCAAAGGCCUCAGAGAGAUUUAAGCUCAGUUUUGGACAAGCCUUUUACUGGAAUGAUGAUAUCUCUGAUGGGUCGUCUUAGUAGGACACAUCAUUAUUGGAAAGCAACUAUUGAGAAGCAUGGAGGGAAGGUGGCAAAUUCUAUCAUUGGGGCAACUUGUUUGGUGGCUUCACCAGCUGAGCGAGACCGAGGUGGCACAUCCAAACUUGCAGAAGCCAUGGAGAGGGGCAUACCUGUGGUUAGGGAGGGUUGGUUAACUGAUAGCAUGGAGAAGCAAGAACCACAACCUUUAGAAGCUUAUGAUCUUGUCUCUGAUCUUUCUGUGGCUGGCAAGGGAAUCCCAUGGGACAAACAAGACCCUGGGGAGGAGGCUAUUGAAUCACUCUCAGCAGAACUCAAGCUAUCUGGGAAGAGAGGGGUCUAUAAAGAUUCCAAGUUGCAGGAUCAAGGUGGAAAGAUAUUUGAAAGAGAUGGGAUAUUGUACAAUUGUGCCUUCUCUGUUUGUGACCAAGGACGAGAACUAAAUGACUACUGUGUCAUGCAACUGAUUAUGGUCCCAGAGAAUCGUUUGCACCUCUACUUUAAAAAGGGUAGAGUUGGAGAUGAUCCAAAAGCAGAGGAGCGAGUAGAAGAGCAUGAGAAUGUUGACAAUGCUGUUAAGGAGUUUGUAAGGCUCUUUGAGGAAAUAACAGGAAAUGAAUUUGAAUCAUGGGAAAGAGAGAAGAAGUUCCAGAAGAAGCCAUUGAAGUUUUACCCUAUUGACAUGGAUGAUGGAGUUGAAGUUAGACAUGGAGCACUUGGACUUAGGCAGCUAGGAAUAGCAGCAACACAUUGCAAACUUGAGCCUAUGGUUGCAAAUUUUAUGAAGGUUUUGUGCAGCCAGGGGAUAUAUAAGUAUGCAUUGAUGGAGAUGGGUUAUGAUUCACCAGACCUUCCAAUAGGAAUGGUUACAAAUCUUCACCUGAAAAGAUGUGAGGAAGUCUUGUUAGAAUUCAUAGAGAAGGUGAAGUCAUUGAAAGAGACUGGGCCAAAGGCUGAGGCUGUUUGGUCUGAUUUUAGCCAGAGAUGGUUCACACUGAUGCACUCCACAAGGCCUUUCAUUUUUAGGGAUUAUCAGGAGAUUGCAGAUCAUGCUGCUGCUGCCUUGGAGAGUGUUCGAGACAUAACCCUUGCUUCUCACCUCAUAGGAGAUAUGAGUGGCUCUACCAUUGAUGACCCAUUGUCAGACACAUAUAGUAAAUUGGGUUGCUCAAUUUCUCCCUUGGAGAAAAAUUCAGAUGAUUAUGAGAUGAUUGUGAAGUACCUUGAAAAAACUUAUGAACCAGUCAAAGUUGGUGACUGUGAAUAUGGGGUGUCAGUUGAAAAUAUUUUUGCUGUGGAACCAAGUGCUGGUCCUUCCUAUGAAGACAUAGUCAAGAUGCCAAAUAAGGUUCUUCUAUGGUGUGGAUCACGAAGCUCAAAUCUUCUGAGGCACUUGCACAAGGGGUUCUUGCCAGCAAUAUGCUCGCUACCAGUUCCGGGUUAUAUGUUUGGCAAAGCUAUUGUUUGCUCCGAUGCUGCAGCAGAGGCUGCUAGGUAUGGUUUCACUGCUGUGGACAGGCCAGAAGGGUUCUUGGUUUUGGCCAUUGCUUCUCUAGGAAAUGAGAUUACCGAGUUGAAAAGCCCACCAGAGGAUACAACACCUUUGGAGGAAAAGAAGCUUGGAGUGAAGGGGUUGGGGAAGAAGAAAACAGAUGAAUCAGAACAUUUUGUUUGGAAAGAUGACAUAAAAGUCCCUUGUGGACGAAUAAUUCCAUCAGAGCAUGAAGAUAGCCCCCUGGAAUAUAAUGAAUAUGCUGUCUACGAUCCUAAGCAGGUACGUAUAAGCUACUUGGUGGGAGUGAAGUAUGAAGAGAAAGGCACUGUGAUGGACACAGCAGAGUGAAAGAACAACAAAAAGAUGGAUAUAAAACUUUUUUGUAGUGCAUAAGAAUGAUACAUGAUCCAAGACUAUCACGUCUGAAGCUGUUGCUGUUUCAAGUUUCAACAGAGAGGUUUAUGUAGGAAGAUCUUUAUCAUUUUGAUGUGUACAAGAAUAUUAUAUACAUAUGAUAGAAUGUGUUAGUAUGUGGUGUCCCGUUUUGAUGUAUGUAAAUGUUGCCCUACAGCAGAUUAACACCAUGUUAAGUUUUAGUUGACUGCUCUUCAGUAUGAAUGAAAAUGAGUAGUAGAAAUGCUAGUUUGAGCUAUGUACCUUAAAUUUCUGCUCUUCAGUAUGAAUGAAAAUGAGUAGUAGAAAUGCAAGUUUGAGCUAUGUAGCUUAAAUUUCUGCUUAACAGUAACUUGAUGGUUAUCAAUAAUACUUCUGAUUAAGAAAAGGCUCUAAAUCUUGUCUACAAUACAAAAAUCCUCUAGUGCGUAAAGUGUUUCCAAGUUCGUACCUCUAAAUAGCAUUUCUCUACAGUGGUCGUCUUUGAAUUUUAUCAUUGUGAAAUGUACCCCAUAUGGCAAGACAUCCUGCAUUAUUUUGAAUGGAAGGAACCAAGAAGCAUGUUAUAAGCUGCAAAAUAAGAGCACUUAAAAUCCACAUAAGAGACCAGUAUUAGCCUAUCAGGACAAGGGAUGACAAGCACUCAAAUUGACCAUUGUACCACCAAAAGAUUAGAUGA